GUCGCAACGGACAGCCAAACCCUCCGCCAUCCACCACUCCCUACACUAUUCCCCCGCUUGGCACCCGGCGCUGCCUUCAUGAUUCCCGGAUAACCACCACUUGCACCAUGCCCAAGGUCAAUUACAGGGCCAAGCUCGCAGAGCUUGCCGCUCUGCGACAGUCCGGCAAGAAGGCCUUUGAUUCGUACCAAGUCGAGGACACCGACGCCCUUUACGAUGAAGUGGAUGAAGCCGGCUACAAGAAGAUUGUCCGUGACAGGCUGAACGAAGACGACUUUGUAGUGGACGACAACGGCGAGGGCUAUGCCGACGAUGGCCGGGAAGAAUGGGAUCGUGUUCGCCAGUACGACUCGGACAGCGAGACGGAUCAGCUGCCUGCUCGUGGAAGGCCGAGCAAAGCCUCCAAAAAGAGCCGCGAUGACGACCUGGCCAAGCGGGAUGCCAACGAUCGAAACAUCAGCGAGUACUUCACCAAAGGAGCUGGCAAGCUGCAGCCCAAGCCUAGGGUUGCCAAGACCAAGGCAGACACAGACUUCCUCGCAGGUCUCCUCGACGAAGUCGACGCCAACAUACCUCCACCCGAGCCUAGGCAGACAAAACCCGAGAGGUCGGGGGACCGUCGCAAGUCUCGCGCUUUGUCGCCUGUGGCUGAGCCGACCUUGAAAAAGCAGAAACGACUCGACACCCGGCUGCCCUCCUCCCCACUGCCUCCUAAUCUGAACGACGAUGAUGGCUUCAUGCCAAGCAUGGAUGAUGAGCCCAUGAGUACAGACAAUGUUCCCAUGAGUGACCCUGCGCCAUCAUCUCCUGCAGCCAAAGUAGCUGAGCGAAAGGCCCAGCUCAAGCAGGAGCCUCAGGAUGACGACGACGAGGACAUGAUGGAGGUGGCCCAUGCCGGCGCUGUCAAGUCUGCAAGCGUUAACAUGGCAGGGGCUCGGCCCGUCAAGAAAUUGCUCAAGCCUGAGCCGUAUCCUUCGCCGGCAAGCUCGUCGCCUUCGAAGGCUGCCGCCGACGUUGUGGAUUCAUCUUCCUGGAACGAUCUCACGGAAAAGCUCAACGUUGUUAGCAGCUCGCCCACCGACACUCGGGGAAUCGGCAAAAUUGACCACAACGAUGCGAUUGAAGCAGACGGAAGCCUCAAUUUCUUUUGGACAGACUAUACCGAGAUCAACGGGAGCCUGUGCCUAUUCGGCAAAGUCCUGAACAAGAAGACCAGAUCCUAUGUCAGCUGCUUUGUCAAAGUCGACAACAUCCUGCGGAAGCUUUACUUCCUGCCCCGCCAAUCUCGCCUGAAAAAUGGGCAAGACACUGGCGAAGAGGUCGGCAUGAUGGACGUAUACGAGGAGGUCGAUGCCCUCAUGACCAAGAUGAGGGUUGACAUGUACAAGAUCAAGCAAUGCACUCGCAAGUACGCUUUUGAAAUGCCUGGCAUCCCCAAAGAGGCUCAGUACAUGAAGCUUCUCUAUGGGUACACAAAGCCCGAGAUCCAAUCGAACCAGUCUGGCGAGACCUUUUCACACGUAUUUGGCACCAACACGGCCCUAUUUGAGCAAUUUGUUCUCUGGAAAAAUAUCAUGGGACCUUGCUGGCUCAAAAUUCAAGAUGCCGACUUCGGCGCCAUCAAGAAUGCUUCCCAUUGCAAACUUGAGGUUCUCGCGGAGCACCCUAACAUGGUUUCUACAAUCAGCGACUCUGACAACCUGGACGCUCCACCGCUGACCCUGAUGAGCAUCGCUCUUCGGACGGCUUUUAAUGCAAAGGAGAACAAGCAGGAGAUUCUCGCCAUCAGUGCACGGAUCUACGACAAAGUUCUCCUUAGCGACACCACGCCCGCGGAAAAGAUGCCGUGUCGUACUUUUACGGCUAUCAGGCCGCACGGCCAGGGUUUUCCACUCGGUUUCGAGCAACUUGCUCUGAAAAGGAACAGGGGCCUUAUCAAAUUGCAGAAGACGGAGUCCGAUAUUCUGAGCUUUUUCCUCGCUCAGGUUGACGUUGCCGACCCCGACGUGAUUCUUGGUCACCAACUGGAGGGCGUUGACUACAGCGUCCUCCUGAAUCGCCUUCAUGAGAGGAAAAUCAACCAGUGGUCGAGACUUGGGCGAUUUAGAAGGACGCAGUGGCCAGCUUCCAUCACGAAGGUCGGCGGUAAUGUUUUUGCAGAACGUCAAAUCAUGGCCGGUCGGUUGCUUUGCGAUCUCGCCAACGAUGCUGGCAGAUCGGCCAUGUACAAAUGCCAGACGUGGAGCUUGACAGAAAUGUGCAGUCUCUACCUACCUGGAGACAACAGGCGACGAGACAUCGACAACGAAGUCGCUCUCAGGACAUGGGCCAAGGAGAAACAAGGCCUGAUGGACUACGUUACCCACAUGGAAGCAGACACUCAUUAUAUAGCUGCCUUGGCCCUCGGUGUCCAGCUUCUGCCCCUCACUAAGGUCCUUACCAACCUGGCAGGCAAUUCUUGGGCCCGUACCUUGACAGGCACCAGAGCUGAGCGAAAUGAGUUCAUUCUGCUUCACGAAUUUCACCGAAACAAAUACAUUUGUCCGGACAAGCAGACAUUUCGCGGCCGACAAAAGGUUGAGGAAGAGAAUCGCGACGAAGACGGCGGAGAGGGCAAGAAGAAGGACAAGUACAAGGGUGGCCUCGUCUUUGAACCCGAAAAGGGCCUGUACGACAAGUUUGUGCUCGUCAUGGACUUCAACUCGCUUUACCCAUCUAUCAUCCAGGAGUUCAACAUUUGCUUUACUACAGUGGACCGCACUGCAUCGGUUGGUGACGACGAUGCUGUUCCCGAAGUGCCCGUGAACCAGGAACAGGGCAUUCUACCUAGGCUGAUUGCAACUUUAGUUGGUCGUCGUCGCCAAGUCAAGUCACUCAUGAAGGACAAAGGCGCCACGCCCGAACAGCUCGCGACUUGGGAUAUUAAGCAACUGGCCUUGAAGCUCACCGCCAACUCCAUGUACGGUUGCUUGGGCUACACCAAGUCUCGAUUUUAUGCGCGGCCUUUGGCAGUCCUCACAACCUAUAAGGGCCGUGAGAUUCUUCGCAGCACCAAGGAACUUGCCGAAAGCAAGUCCCUUCAAGUUAUUUACGGUGACACCGACUCGGUAAUGAUCAACGCCAACGUCGACAGCAUUGCCGACGCGUUCAAGGUCGGCAACGAGUUCAAGAAAGCAGUCAACGACCAGUAUAGACUCCUAGAGAUCGACAUCGACAACGUCUUUCGGCGCAUCCUACUUCAAGCGAAGAAGAAGUAUGCUGCCAUCAAUCUGGUUGAGAAAGACGGCAAGUACAUUGAAAAGAUGGAGGUCAAAGGACUGGAUAUGCGGCGUCGCGAAUACUGCGCUCUAUCCAAGGAGAUCUCAAAACACCUCCUGGACGAGAUACUUUCUGGGGACGAGGCCGAGGUGGCUGUGGCGCGCAUCCAUGACUACCUGCGUGACAUCGCCAGCAAGAUGCGUGAGCAGGUCAUUCCGACGCCGAAGUACAUCAUAUAUACGCAGCUUGGCAAGGCUCCCGGCGAUUAUCCCAACGCCGAUUCAAUGCCGCAGGUGCAAGUCGCUCUCCGCGAUAUCGCUCGUGGCAAGACGGUCCGCAAGGGCGACGUCGUCUCGUACAUCAUCACGGGCGACCCUCAGAGCUCUGAACCGGCUCCAAAGCGGGCAUAUUCACCAGCUGACCUCAAGUCCGACUCAACGUUACAGCCCGAUGUAGAGUGGUAUCUGGGAAAGCAGAUAUUCCCUCCCGUCGAACGUCUAUGCGCCAACAUUGUUGGCACGUCCACAUCCCAACUCGCCGAGCAGCUUGGUCUAGACAUCCGCCGAUACAGCUCGAACCAGACACACAAUGGCGGUACCAGCAACGACAUGGAGAUCCAUCCCCUUGAGUCCCAGAUCCCGGACGAGGUGCGAUUUAGUGACUGCUCGAGACUAGCUUUGCGGUGCCGCAAGUGCAAGACGAGCUCAACCUUCGAGGGUCUCGUCACGUCCCCCGAUCGCGUGUCCGCUUCCGGCCUCGUCUGCGCGGCCUGUGGCUCUGUCAUUCCUCCGUUGUCCAUUGUGGCGCAGGUUGAGCAUGCGAUCCGCACCCAAACCUCUCGCUACUAUGAGGGCUGGCUCGUCUGUGACGAGGCCCAGUGCGGCAACCGUACCCGUCAAAUGAGCGUAUACGGCACCCGCUGCCUCGGUCCCAAGGGCCUCGCCCGGGAUUGCCUUGGACGCAUGCGAUAUGAGUACACCGAGAAGGCCAUUUACAACCAACUCGUCUACUUUGCCAGCCUUUGGGAUGUUGACAAAGCUCGUGCCAAGGCCGACGAUGCCAACAACGACCUGUCUAUAAAGGAUCGCGAGAACAUCCGAGCGCUAGCCGAGCACAACCGAAAGCGUUUUGGAACAGUCAAGAGCGUGGUGGACAAGUACCUGGACAAGUGUGGGCGACAGUGGGUGGCCAUGGACACGCUCUUUGCGAAGCUGGGCUUCAAUCAGUUGCUAGUUGCGGGCGCCUCAUGACCGAGACCCGGGGCCGGGAUCUUGUUGACCGUCGUGUUGAAGUGAGGUCAUGAGAAGUAGCGUAUUCUCAUAACGUGGGUCUUAAACUUGUUUGUGGAACUCUGGCAAGAUGGCCAGCUUGUUGCGUAGCAUCGAAAGGGUUUUUGGCGUUUAGGAGGGCAUCUGGGUACAUAAUGUGCUUUUCGAGAUGAGCAAAUACGACUGUAGUCAAACGCAUUCUUGCC
Purpureocillium takamizusanense is the source of this 4732-nucleotide messenger RNA. RefSeq names its product DNA-directed DNA polymerase (gene POL1). Bases 108 to 4508 code for a protein of 1466 amino acids. Gene Ontology annotation, cellular component: alpha DNA polymerase:primase complex. The transcript has 4 exons. The record is from RefSeq and is a predicted model, not a curated record. Gene Ontology annotation, biological process: leading strand elongation; DNA replication; mitotic DNA replication initiation. Gene Ontology annotation, molecular function: pyrimidine nucleotide binding; DNA replication origin binding; DNA-directed DNA polymerase activity. Lineage: Eukaryota; Fungi; Ascomycota; Sordariomycetes; Hypocreales; Ophiocordycipitaceae.